Monomorium pharaonis (pharaoh ant) is the source of this 597-nucleotide messenger RNA. RefSeq names its product 40S ribosomal protein S16 (gene RpS16). Gene Ontology annotation, biological process: translation; maturation of SSU-rRNA from tricistronic rRNA transcript (SSU-rRNA, 5.8S rRNA, LSU-rRNA). Gene Ontology annotation, molecular function: RNA binding; structural constituent of ribosome. The coding region runs from base 92 to 538 and encodes 148 amino acids. The record is from RefSeq and is a predicted model, not a curated record. Gene Ontology annotation, cellular component: ribosome; cytosolic small ribosomal subunit. The transcript is spliced from 5 exons. Lineage: Eukaryota; Metazoa; Arthropoda; Insecta; Hymenoptera; Formicidae.
CAACACUGAAGUGCAUGCCGCUUAUGCGCCACCAGCGACUUCCUUUCCGUUCUUUCCUGUUCUUUUCAGACCGUGUUUCUUGGUUAUCAAGAUGCAGAAGAAACAAAAGGAACCGAUUCACUCCGUGCAGGUCUUCGGACGCAAGAAAAGCGCGACCGCAGUUGCAUACUGCAAACGCGGCCGUGGAAAUCUCCGCGUCAACGGUCGGCCGCUGGAGCUGGUGGAACCCCGUGUGUUGCAGUACAAAUUGCAGGAGCCUAUUCUACUGCUAGGGAAAGAAAAGUUCUCUGGAGUUGAUAUUAGAGUGAGGGUGAGUGGUGGUGGUCACGUGGCACAGAUCUAUGCAAUUCGACAAGCUAUUUCUAAAGCUCUUGUUGCUUAUUAUCAAAAAUAUGUUGACGAAGCCAGCAAGAAGGAAGUAAAGGAUAUUCUAAUCCAAUACGAUCGUACUCUCCUUGUUGCUGACCCAAGGAGGUGCGAGCCAAAGAAAUUUGGUGGUCCAGGUGCCAGAGCACGAUACCAGAAAUCUUAUCGUUAAUUAUACAAGGUUUACAUCUUAUUCAUAUUACUGAAUAAAAAAACUAUGUAUAAAAUCUA